Molecule: messenger RNA, 1167 nt
Organism: Acanthocheilonema viteae
Lineage: Eukaryota; Metazoa; Nematoda; Chromadorea; Rhabditida; Onchocercidae
Source: the annotation of a GenBank genome assembly
AUGAGUGAUCUUUCAGUGCAACGUUUCCAAAGGCAUUCAUGUUCCGCUUUACCAACAAUGAACAGCAACAAUAGCAAUGCUAGCAGCGGUAGCAGUAGUACAGACAAUGCUGAUAAGACAAACAAACCAUUUCGAAGAUGCAGAACCACUUCUUUUGGUAAAUUAUCACAAUUCCUUCACACUGGCAGUACUGGUUGCUCAGGAUCAAUUCUGUCAGCAUUGCUGGAUUUAUCCACUACAGGAAAAUUAAUGACCAAAAUUGCCAAUACGCAACGUCGUGGUAUGGAAUCAUUGGCUCUAUGGGCACAUAAUACUGGUAAUGCAGCAAUUGAUGAUGUUAUGCAACAAACCAAGCGACUAUAUGAAAUAUUCAUCGAUAAAGAACUACAGUUUGCCUGCGAAUAUACUCACUAUGUGCAACAAUUGCGAAAAAUAGUAGAUGCAGAGCGUAUGGUAAAAGAUGCGGAAGAAAAUGUGAUGAAUUUGAAAGAAAAAGAAAAGAAGUUAAAACGGGAAGUUGGGAAAGGCGUUUCAUUUUUCAGACAGCGUCGCGGUGGCGACCUUUAUUUGCUGAAUCAAAAACUUGAAGAGGUCAGAACUUCGAGAGAACAAGCUGAACAGUCUUUGUCCGUUCUUCGAGCUGAAAUGGAAGUUGUGAAAAUGUUCAGAUUUCGGAAUGGUAUGCAGGGUAUAGCGGAUGCUUACCAAGACUUUGCUCGAAGUUGUCAAGCUAUUUUCAAUUGUCAGCGUGAAAUAAUUGAAAUGGUACCGGCGGUAUCAAAUCAAGAUGUGCGCCAUAUGAUUUACCGUGGAGCACCACUGACUAGAGAUCGAGUGGAGAAUUUGAGAAGAUCUUUGCAACACGAUUUAACAGUGUCGGAAAAUAAUUCAUGGUCUAGUGCCCCGAUAUCAGUGCCAAAACGGCGUAGUGAGCCGAGACAUCAUGUUUAUCAAUCGCAGAUUAACACUCCUCCUCCACCAUAUACGUCUGUCAUGACACCUGAGAAUAGAACCGUUGAUUAUCAAAUAAAUAAUAGUGAUGUUAAAAUGUGCUCUGAUUGUGGAAAACAAUUACCAAAAUGUGAUUUGAAGCAUGCCGUUGAUGAAUGGAAAUUUGUAAAUUGUUUGAAUUGCCCGCUGAUGAAUAUAGUUAAAUGUGCAGAUUAA